CCACACGAAUCAGCUAUUAUCACUUAACACCGCACAAAAAUGGCUGCUAAAACACAAACCACAGCCCCUUUCGUCUGCCUCCUCAUCUGCAUCUGCAUCUGCAUCUCCACCACCACCUCCACCUCCACCUACGGCAGCAAAACCAGGCCACGCCGCCCGUGCAAAGAGCUCGUUUUCUACUUCCACGACAUCCUCUACUUAGGAUACAAUUACCACAAUGCCACUGCUACCAUAGUAGGCUCUCCUAAAUGGGGAAACAAGACUGCCAUGGCUAAACCAUUCAAUUUUGGCGACUUGGUUGUGUUUGAUGAUCCCAUUACGUUAGACAACAAUCUGCAUUCGCCCCCAGUCGGACGAGCUCAGGGCAUGUAUCUCUACGAUCAAUGGAGUAUUUAUGGUGCAUGGCUUGGAUUUUCAUUUUUGUUCAAUUCUACUGACCAUGUUGGAACACUAAACUUUGCUGGAGCUGAUCCAUUGAUUAACAAAACUAGGGACAUUUCAGUAAUUGGUGGAACUGGCGAUUUUUUCAUGGCUAGAGGGAUUGCCACUGUGUCGACCGAUGCAUUUGAAGGAGAUGUUUAUUUCAGGCUUCGUGUGGAUAUUAAAUUGUAUGAAUGUUGGUAAAUUUAGCUAAUUUUUCAUGGCUUUUUAAAUCUGAUUUUGCGCGGAUUUGACGAAUAAUUUCUUCUGUGUGCUUUGUUUUUGGAACAACCUGCGGUGAUUUUAUCAAUUAAACUGUAAUUGUUACAUGUUUAAGAUUUUAUUCCUUAAGCAUGGUCAUAGACCUUUCUGUUUCUAUUUGAA
Molecule: messenger RNA, 804 nt
Organism: Olea europaea var. sylvestris
Lineage: Eukaryota; Viridiplantae; Streptophyta; Magnoliopsida; Lamiales; Oleaceae
Product: disease resistance response protein 206-like
Exons: 1
Coding region: 40-624 (194 amino acids)
Source: RefSeq, a predicted model, not a curated record